Messenger RNA from Exophiala viscosa, 855 nucleotides. RefSeq lists its product as uncharacterized. NCBI's taxonomy places the organism in Eukaryota, Fungi, Ascomycota, Eurotiomycetes, Chaetothyriales, Herpotrichiellaceae. Gene Ontology annotation, molecular function: mannosyltransferase activity. The record is from RefSeq and is a predicted model, not a curated record. Gene Ontology annotation, cellular component: mannosyltransferase complex; endoplasmic reticulum membrane. Bases 87 to 788 code for a protein of 233 amino acids. The transcript has a single exon. Gene Ontology annotation, biological process: GPI anchor biosynthetic process.
UACUGCGUAAAUCUGUCUACACUCGACUCUCCAUGGUCAUCAACAUCAUUGCUGCCCUGUGAUGAAGCAGGCUGCCACAAGCAAGUAUGAAGCUUGUGUCGAUUAUCCUUUUCGUGCUUUUGCAACAUGCAGCGGCCAACGUAGAGAAGACGAUCUUCAUCUCGCCUCAAGCCCAGCCACCCCCCAAGGAUGCCAGUAUCGACAAUCUCCUGCUUGUUCCUCUUUCAGAGGGGCUUUCUACGUUGCGGACUGAGCUGGAAGCAAGCUUUCCAACUGAAAGCGAGCCACACGGAACAAUUCAUUGGUUUCUUCUGGAGGGACUGCAACCAACCUCGCGUUACGAAGUACGCAUCUGCUGGAUGGCCACACAACCUACUUCCUUCUCGCUGAUUGCCUACGAUGUGGACACAGCAUUUGCGCAUUCUGGACUGCUGACGUCCUUGAGUGACUACUCUUACAAACGACAUGAGAAGCUUACUGAAGCUGACGAACAACUCCUUCAUCAGCGAAAAGCUUCCCCCACCGAAAACUCGACCUUUCUCUUCCUCCAGAUCCUUGCCGCAGCGGACUAUUAUAGUCUGAACGACACUUUGAUGACAACGCCACCUCCCGUUGCGGUCGACAUCAUCUUAGACCGGUACAUCUUGAAUGUCUUUCCUGAGUCCUUGCUUCCAACCGGACUGUAUCUAACGCUGCUUGCCGCUGGAGCAUGGUUCCUGUCUCGUUGGAUAUCAGCUCUACUCGUGAGACCAUCGAGUGUGGAGGAGGUUUCAAAGAAGACAAAUUAGAGCAACAUGGCUCGUUGUUGGAAUUCUUUGCCGCUCAACGUUCAAGCUCACUCCAUCGGAGAUUGAU